Messenger RNA from Durio zibethinus, 1545 nucleotides. The record is from RefSeq and is a predicted model, not a curated record. Lineage: Eukaryota; Viridiplantae; Streptophyta; Magnoliopsida; Malvales; Malvaceae.
CUGACACACAACAUAAGCUGAUUGCUUCUUUCGGUUGACAACAACCUGACACAAUGCUAUCAUCCACCUAAAAUCUUACCAAUCAUCCUCUAUCAGCUAAACCAUUCUUUUUUUUUUGAUGCCACACAAAUAUCUCCCUGCUUUUUUCCUCCACUCUGAUUCUGCACGAAACUUCUUUUUUCUCUUCUACUAGACUACAACUUAAUCUAGACGAGUUUCUAUCUGGGUUUUCUUUUCAUUGCUAACAAAGCAUGCUGUUUUAAUUGAUGUGCGCUUGCUUGUGAAUUCUGAUGCUUAGCUGUAAAUAGCUUCUGUUAAGAGCAAGCAAAGCGAUGAAAGAAAACAUGGAUGAUGGGGAGAUAGAGCUUUCUGACCAUGUUCUAUUAUCAAACUCUGAUUCAUCUAUCAAUUUUCUGGAUUCAACAUCAGUCGAUUUAAUACUUGAUGAAUUCUUAAAAAAUACCAGAACAUGUACCCAUACUCACACUUGCAAUCCACCUGGCCCUGAUGCGGCACAUUCCCAUACAUGCUACCAUACACAUACCCUAGUUCUUACAUCUGAAGAGGAUGACCACCAGAUUAAUAAAGAGAGCUCUAGUUUGAAACCAAGAAGGCCUUUGGGGAAUAGAGAAGCAGUUCGGAAAUAUAGAGAGAAAAAGAAGGCACAUACUGCUGAUUUGGAAGAGGAAGUAAAGAAACUGCGCCUACUGAACCAGCAACUUGACAGAAAAUUACAAGGACAGACAAUACUGGAAGCAGAGGUUUUGAGGCUGAGAAGCCUUUUAGUAGACCUUAGAGCAAAGAUUGAUGGUGAAUUGGGUGUUUUUCCCUUCCAAAAGCAGUGUAACAAUGCCACUAUUAUGAAGGAAGGCGAUUGUGGGGUGCAGUCCACUGGUGAGGCAAUCGGUCUACAAUGUCAGACGGAUUUGCCAUGCUUCCAUUCACAUGCUGCUUCAUCAUCACAGGCUAGCGUUGAUGGAAGUGAGAAAAUGAACAUAUCCUCGGAAGCAAACUGCCAGCCUGCCAUUGUAAAUUGCCAAGCUAACAUAAAUCAGAUGGCAAGUGUUGAAGGACACCAAGUGAACACAGUUGAAACCUUGGUGUCUUGUGCAUCUCAAGAUGGUGAUUAACUGCAAGGAAAGAACUUAUUUGUUAAGUCGCCCAAUAUUUGAUCUUUUGUCGAUUAAAAAAGUCUAUCCGAGUCUAUGUCAGUAUGCUUGAUAUGCAAACAUAAAAUUAUAUGCUCUGGUAUAUAUAGAAUAAUGAUGAUGCGAAGAGUGUUUAUUAGGUUUUGUUGGCCACUGUAAAUGCAUAUGUAUGUCAUCUACCUGAAUACAAACUAUAGUCUGAAAGAACCAAGUAGUCAAGAACAUAUAUAACAUCUUGUUUUCGUCUAACUGCUUAUAUAGUACGCUAGUACCAGCAUGUAUGUAAAUAGAAUCUCCCAUUUGCAUCUUUACUGCUAUUUUAUUUGUGUUAAUACUCAAGAUGGUUCAAGUGCUGCUGCUUUGAAAUCAAAUGGAAUAGCAUGAUACAGUUAAAUAU